AUGCAUCCGAACCAGGUUAUCCAAAAGGCCACAGACCUUGUUACAAACAUCGGUGGCGUCAAGAAUGACAAAAACUGCUUCACCCAUUAUCUGACAAUCGCUAUCUUAGGAGGAUUGUUGUUUAUGUUAUCAAUCAUCCUUGCUGUGGUUUUGAUACUGCUACGGAAGAGACAAAAUGUAAUAAAAGAAACUGUUAUAAAGAAUCAACAUGGCCUCAGAGAAAGCUUGCCGUUGAAUGCUUUGAAUGUCGGUGCCCAGCUUAGCUUAGCGGCGGGAAGUAAGAGAAACCAAAGUGAGCUGUCUGUCAAACAGGAGGGUGUAUAUACCGCGCUGUGCUCAGAGUCAGUGAUGACCUCUGAUGACGAUGGGUCCCGAACGUACGCUUCCCUUGUGAAAUCAAAGGAUGAAGACAACGACAUUGAAUAUGAGAAUCAAAUAUCUGUUCUUGAGUAUAUUAAUGCUUAAGUGUAUUGUUCAUAAGACGGGUAGCGUUAAUCCGUAAAAGGCAGAGGUGAACGAAAUAUCGAUAGUGUGUGUCUUUGCAAAGCCAUAGAGGAAAACACAACAAUUUCCAUUGACAUUGGGAUAGUUUAAUAGUGGUUUGAGCAACCCUGUCCUUGAAAUAUGUUCUAUGUAGACGAAAAGUAAACUAUGCUUUUAGCUCGUCUAGGCAAUCUCAUCUGUUCACGCUAUCGCUUAAUUAGAGCUUGUCGCAGUCUCGCCAUUAAAAUGAAUAAAAUGUAAUAAUAACAAUGAUAAUAUUAGGUGAUUGAUUGUGAUCUAUUCUUACUGUACUACGUAGUUAAUCAUAAUUAAUUAUUUGAUAGGAUCAUGUGUGAAUUUUUUUCUCCACCAUUUUACAAACACUUAAGUAAAGGUGAUUGAUCUGUAUUUCUGUCUCUCGGUGAAUGUCAUAUUUCAGUAUCUCUUUAUCAAUUUUGUACUCAACCUUGCUCAGAGUUCUUACUUCAUGUGACUGACUUUGAUUGUAUGA
This is a messenger RNA of Stylophora pistillata, 994 nucleotides long. RefSeq lists its product as uncharacterized. NCBI's taxonomy places the organism in Eukaryota, Metazoa, Cnidaria, Anthozoa, Scleractinia, Pocilloporidae. The record is from RefSeq and is a predicted model, not a curated record.